Monopterus albus (swamp eel) is the source of this 2937-nucleotide messenger RNA. It is a transcript of the gene dnttip2, whose product is annotated as deoxynucleotidyltransferase, terminal, interacting protein 2. Gene Ontology annotation, biological process: RNA processing. The transcript has 7 exons. Gene Ontology annotation, cellular component: nucleolus. NCBI's taxonomy places the organism in Eukaryota, Metazoa, Chordata, Actinopteri, Synbranchiformes, Synbranchidae. The record is from RefSeq and is a predicted model, not a curated record. The coding region runs from base 102 to 2846 and encodes 914 amino acids. Gene Ontology annotation, molecular function: RNA binding.
UCGGGUUGUAGCUCUGCGAUCGUCUGCGCAGCCUUUAUUUGCUUCUGUCGAUUAACCAAGUCUAGCCUUCAUGCCGGAAGUGAAAUAACAGCACAGUCAAGAUGGUGGCCACCAGGAGAGCAGCACGCAUGGAGACCCCAACUAAGACGAACCCCGAGCAGUCCCCGGGUGUUCAGGCCACUCCGACUACAGUUCGGAGAAGCAGUAGGGCCAGUAAACAAGCAGAGAGUCCUACCAGGAGUCAGCUUACCAAAAGUGAGGGAGGACCUCUAGCGUCUCCAAGAGUCUCCACUCUGAAAAGAUGCACCAGAGCUUCCAGGCUCCACAGUCCAGAGCAGCCCUCCACACCGUUGGGUUCUACCCAUGAAGGGGACACCUCAGACCUGGAGUCCUGCUGCUCUGUGGUGUCUGACAUUGAUCUACCAGUGACAUGCACCAGCAGGAGGAGAUGGCCUCAUGCAACAAGUCAGAAAGAUGAGAUAUCUGAGGUGGACUCAUGCUCGUCUGCAGUGUCCACAUCCAGUACUGGCAGAAGUCGUCGCAGGAUCACAGGGACGAAGACGGUUCCUGAAAGUUCAAAACCAGCUCGCGUUGAGGUGGAAGAUGUCAAAGUCAAUCAGGUGCUGGAGACCAAGUCCUGUAGCUCUGUGUUGUCCGACUCCAAGAGAGUCACCCGAUCUCAAAGAAGAAGUGCUAGUACCAGGUUAUCUUCCAGAAAGCAAACUGAGGACUCGGAGCUUUCAGAUGCUGACAGCUGCACGUCCAGCAUCUCAGGAGCUGAAGUUUCCAAAUCUACCACCCGCAGAACCACAAGAUCUAUGAGGCAAACAAGUCCCAUCCCCAUGCACCUAGACGAGGCCUCAGAAAGCUCUCUGUCCCCUGCCCAGACAGGCCGUCGUACCAGGGCAGCAAGAGGGAAGGCAGCAUCUAAUGCAGAUACCAGUGAGCCCCAGUCUUGUGGCUCUGAAGGGUUUGACUCUCAACCCACUUAUAGCAUGACCACUCAGAGACAGGGCAAGACCCAGUCCACAGGUGCUAAAGCCAUGGACUCAGACUCUGAGCUGACAGAGGUGUAUUCACCAACGGGCAGUUCCUGCUCCACACCAGCCAGAGGGACCCCCUGUAGCAGCCGCACAGGCUCAAAUAACAGCAGCCGAGGUGCUCCAGCCUCCAGGCGUUCAGUCAGAGAUCUAAGUAUUGUUAUGGAAAAAGUUGGGGAGCAGACUGAAGAGGACAGUUUAAGUGCCUCUAGGUUAGACAGUACAGUAACUGCUGAGGAUGCAGAAUGCACACUGUUGGAGGAAGAUGAAAGCCAAACAUUGGAAGAAGAAAAAGGUGUGAAUAGUACUGAUUUCGCAUCAAAUAAAGCAGAUAGAAAAACUGUGGAAAAGGGAGUGAAUGCCAUCCCAAACGAGGAUUCCCAUGGUUGUUCCUCACUGUUGGACAGUGCUGGUUGUGCUGAAGCAGUUAUUAGUGGGCCUGCAGUGGUGGCCAGAGACCAGCAGGAGGAGCUGUCUACUGAAAAUAACAACGGGGACACCUCAGAGAUGGAAAAGAUGCAGGAAGUGAUCCCGUCAUCAGAGCUGCUAAAGCCUUGCCAAUCAGUUACUGUAGCAAUGUGUGACAAUGCAACUGAAAUCACUGAAGAGAAGGGUGAAGCCAUGGAAGUAAUUAUUGUGGACACCCACUCUUCACAAAGAGAUGAGGAUGCAUUUGUAGAAACCCGACCCAGUGUGGUGGAGAAAAUGGAAGUCAGCACAUUGAAGGUAAAUGCUCAGCAGGUGGUUGCUUCCAGUGAGAGCCAUGUUGAAUCCGUUCAAGUAACAUCUAACCAGCAGUGCAAGAUCACGGUGGAGUCUGAACUGCCAUCUGCAAAUGUCACGACAAAAGUAAUCAGCCCACUGGAGAGUAGUGAUGAUGAAGAUGAAUAUGCUGGAGAGGAGGAGGACAGGGAUGGUUCUGUAAAUGAAGAGGAGGAGGAUUUGGGAUGCAGGAAGGACGAGCGGGCAGGGCCUUCCAGGAAGUCAGAAGUACCCGCUGCAUCAGUUGAAGGACUCUUUAUGAUUGACACCCGGCCCGGGCAGGAGGCUGAUGAACUUUACUACAAGGAGAAGCCAACAGUGGAGGUUGCAGGAAAAGAUGCUGAGCAGGAAGCACAAGAUGAGGAGUUUGUAGAUGAGGAGGGUGAUGAUGAUGAUGAUGAUGAAGAUGCAAAAAUCCUCUUCUCGGGUAGAAGUUCUCAGCUGAAAGAGUUGUCCAGCCGUAUUGACCCUGGCAUCAGAGUGAAGGAGCUCGGGGGUUUAUACAUCAAUUUUGAUGGCAGCAAAUCAAAACCUGGCUCCAGUUCACUGCAAAAACUAAAGGAAAAGAAGCUCCAAGAUGAGGUGAUGAAGAAGAGUGUGAUUGGACCAGACUUUGAAAAGAAGGAUGCAGUGCCUCCAUACAGUGAAUCCAAACAAGCCUUAAAACUGAAACACAGGGCUGAGAGAGAGAAGUCGACAGGAGAUGGCUGGUUUAAUAUGAAAGCCCCUGAGAUCACUCAGGAGCUGAAAGGGGACCUCCAAGUCCUGAAGAUGAGAGGCUCCCUGGAUCCUAAGAGGUUCUACAAGAAGAAUGACAGAGAUGGCUUUCCCAAGUAUUUUCAGGUGGGUUCAGUGAUGGACAAUGCAGUCGACUUCUAUCAUUCCCGUAUUCCCAAGAAGGAGAGGAAGAGAACCAUGGUGGAGGAGCUGCUGGCUGAUGCUGAGUUCAGACACACCAACAAGAAGAAAUAUCAGCACAUAAUGAUGGAGAGAGCAGCAAAGGGGGCUGGCAAGAGGCACAAGAAGAAAUUCCACAAGAGGUGAAUCUGAAAACUUGGUGUGAUGAACACUGACAUCGAGUGACGUUACACAGAUCCUGUUAAAACAAAGUCCUUUUCAACAGGCAGAGGGUUGU